UCCCUGCAUCCCAUCGUUAGCCACGCCCCCUUUGUGCUUCCGCCGUGUCAUCUUACCUGAGGAGGAAAACGAAGGAGCCGCAGUCUCAUUUGGACUGAAGAAGGGUUGUAAAUAAGGAAAAUACAGUCUGCUUGUCACAGAGGCCUCAGGAAGCUGAAAAUGGAUGUUAGGAAGGUGAAGAAGAUAGUUCUGAGUGUGGAACAGGCAGAAGGAGUUGGUGCUCGAGUCCGCAGAAGCAUUGGCAGACCGGAGCUGAGAAAUCUGGAUCCAUUCCUGAUGUUGGAUGAAUUCAAAGUGAGCAAACCAGCAGGUUUUCCUGAUCACCCCCACAGAGGAUUUGAGACGGUCACAUAUGUUCUGCAGGGGAGCACGGCUCAUGAAGACUUCUGUGGUCAUUCAGGGGUACUGCAGCCUGGGGAUUUACAGUGGAUGACUGCAGGACGGGGAGUGAUGCACGCCGAGAUGCCCGUGUCAGAUGAGCCUGUGGUGGGCUUGCAGCUGUGGGUGAACUUGUCAAAGCGAGAUAAGAUGGUGGAGCCGGCGUACCAGGAGCUGAAAGGGUCAGAAAUCCCUAAACCGAGUACAGGAGGAGUGACGGUGGCUGUGAUAUCUGGAGAAGCUUUAGGAGCCAAGUCCAAGGUCUACACAAGGACGCCAACCAUGUACCUGGACUUCACAUUGAAGCCGGGGGCCGUGCACGUGCAGCCAGUCCCUUUGGGAUGGACUGCAUUCAUCUACACCCUCACAGGAACCCUUCAUGUUGGCCCCGAUCAGAAGCAGGAACAGGUGGAGCCGCAUCACACUGUGGUGUUCACAGAUGGAGACUGCGUCAAGCUUGAAAACAAGGGUUCUGAAGAUUCCCACUUUGUGCUGAUUGCUGGAGAACCCAUCAAGGAGCCUGUAGUUCAGCACGGUCCGUUUGUAAUGACUUCAAAGGAGGAGAUCUCCCAGGCGAUGACGGACUACCGCGCCGGGACCAAUGGCUUUGAAAGGGCUUUGAACUGGAGGUCAAAAAUAGGAAGUUCUUUAUGAACAUUUUAAGGUCAAAAAUGUUAUUCAUCUUCAUUUUAAUGAUCACAAAAAUCUUUGUUUGGUUUGCGUUUUUUUUACAUGAAAUAUUAACUAAAAUAUGGGUAAUUUUGAUUGAAAGUUUGGUUUGUUAAAGGUGAAGCAUGUAGUGAGUUCCAAUCUUUUAUUUAUUAGUUUUAGUGUUUUAUUGAUCUUCCAUCAUCAUUUUCCUGUUUGGCUUUAAAUAUACAGUUUUCUUUUUUGCAGAUUAUUUCCUUCCUCUGUGCUGCUUCAAUGAUCAACCCGGUUGAUUAUGAUCACUCUAAUCAUUGUUUGGUAAUUAUUCUUGGGGUUUAUUUAUUUAUAUUUUGCUUUUAUUUAAGUUUUCCAUAAGCUAAGGGUAAAAAAAAAUUAUUGACAAAGCACUGAUGCUGCACUCUGGUGGCUGUAGCUAUACUCAUAUAACUAAUGGACAGUACUCAAAACAAAGAAAAGCCUUUUUUCAUAAACCUUUUGACUCUUCAGUGUACCAGGUUUCAUAUUGUUUUGGGUCCUAAAUAAAAGCUGGAAGUAGAGUUUUCUGUCGAGAGGUAUUUUUAGAACUUAAAAAAAUAACCAUAGCAACAGAGGAGUGAUGUUUCUACACAGACAGAUGCCUCCGAGAUGUCUAUUUUAUAUAAAUAUGUAUACACACCUUUUCUAUAUAUGACAAUCACUUUGCACUGCUUUAUUUAAAUAAAAUUGUCAUUUGUUUUGGG
This is a messenger RNA of Oryzias melastigma (Indian medaka), 1766 nucleotides long. RefSeq names its product pirin (gene pir). Gene Ontology annotation, biological process: monocyte differentiation. Gene Ontology annotation, molecular function: quercetin 2,3-dioxygenase activity. The record is from RefSeq and is a predicted model, not a curated record. Bases 160 to 1032 code for a protein of 290 amino acids. The transcript has 10 exons. NCBI's taxonomy places the organism in Eukaryota, Metazoa, Chordata, Actinopteri, Beloniformes, Adrianichthyidae. Gene Ontology annotation, cellular component: nucleus.